Penicillium longicatenatum is the source of this 5682-nucleotide messenger RNA. RefSeq lists its product as uncharacterized. Gene Ontology annotation, biological process: nucleoside metabolic process. The coding region runs from base 1 to 5682 and encodes 1893 amino acids. The transcript is spliced from 9 exons. NCBI's taxonomy places the organism in Eukaryota, Fungi, Ascomycota, Eurotiomycetes, Eurotiales, Aspergillaceae. Gene Ontology annotation, molecular function: ADP binding; protein binding; magnesium ion binding. The record is from RefSeq and is a predicted model, not a curated record.
AUGACGAGAGUUUAUAUCACCGAAGAUGACCUAAAAGGCAUCAAAGAUAAAGUCAUUCUGAUCACAGGUAACCACCCCAUCCCCUCAACACCAUUGCAUCUAACAAGUAUAGGUGGAUGCUCCGGAAUCGGCAGAGCAACCGCCCAACUAUGUCUAGACCUAGGCGCAAAAGUAGUAGUUGGAGACGUGAAUCCACCUAAGCCCGAAUUCGCAAGCAACGAGAACCUGAAGUUCCUCAACGUCAACGUGACAGAAUGGGAAAGUCUACGCAACAUGUUCACCCAAGCAAUGGAAUGGUUCGGCCGCAUCGACCACGUCUUCGCCAAUGCAGGAAUCGCCCCAACGCCCAGCUUCCUAGAAGUGAAAUUCGAUGAAGAUGGCCAAGUUGAACCCCCGAAUCUCCGAGUCAUCAAUGUGAACUUCCUCGCGGUCAUCAAUACUAUUCACCUUGCACAUGCAUACAUGACGAAACUUGCUCCCGAGAACGCUGGAGUUGGUAGUAUUGUGCUCGCGGCAUCUGCUUCUUCAUUCCAGACCUUCAGUACUGGCGACUACACCAUUGCCAAGCACGGCGUUCUGGGUAUGCUCCGGGCUUUCGUUGAGCCUUUGGAAGGAAAAGUACGGAUUAAUGCGAUCGCGCCUUCAUGGACGGAUACUGGUAUUAUGCCGGCUGCUCUGCUCCAGAAGAUCAAUGUGGGCACUCAGACUCCGGAAGUGGUUGCCAGGAGUGUGGUCUUGCUCUUUGCGGAUGAGAAGAGACACGGGGAUGUUCUUUACAGUUGGGAUGGCAACUACCGGGAGAUUAAUAACUCGGAGGGUGGACUUUUGGAGAGUGCCGGUCAAUUGCUUGAUAAUACGGCCAGUGAGCAGAGUGCGGUUCUCAAGGUUCGGGCUGCUUUUUCGAAGGCUUCAUCGUGCAAUCGCCUGUGUAUGAUUCCCGUGGACGAAAGAAAAGAAACAACCGUUCAAGUCAACAUGUCCGGCUUUCCACUUCAGUACCCAAAAGGCCGCGAGUUGACGGGUGGAGACCUACUAGCCCAAUCCCUGAAGCAGCUUGGCGUGGAAGUUGCAUUUGGACUCCAUGGCGGCCAUCUAGAUGCUUUUUUAAUGGGAUGCGAGAGCAUCGGAAUUCGCCUUGUCGAUACUCGACACGAGACGGUGGCUGUCCAAGCUGCAGAGGGGUAUUGUCGGAUCAGUACAAAGCCUGGCGUCUGCUUUGUCACUGCCAACAGUGGGACCGCCCUAUCUCAUGGCGACUACACGGUCGGAUGGAUAUGCGCCCUGCCAAUAGAGAUGGCGGCUGCAAAGCUGAUGUUGGACACAAUCCAUCCAAGCCUGCCGAGUCCAUCAACCGAUCAUAACACCUAUAUCGUUGGAAACAUCGGAGAGCAUAACAUUGUCAUUGCCUGUUUACCAGGCGGCGCAUAUGGCAUAGUAUCAGCUGCAACGGUGGCGAUGCAUUUACUAUCGAGCUUCCACUCUAUCCGCUUCGGUCUGAUGGUCGGUAUUGGUGGCGGUGUACCAAGCAGCAACGCAGAUAUUCGACUAGGCGAUAUCGUGGUGAGCCAGCCAAGGGAUACAUAUGGAGGCGUGAUCCAAUACGAUCUUGGAAAAGUGUUACACGACGGUCGAUUCCAGCGGACUGGGAUGUUAAACCGGCCCCCGAAGGUUCUGCUAACCGCUCUCGCUACACUGCAAGCCCAUCACCUUACAGAAGAUAGUCAAGUCAACGAGUUCAUAUCCAACAUCCAUACCAAAACAACAUCUCGUAAAGCUGCCAACUUCACUCGUCCCACCCAAGAGGACUGCCUAUACCAAGCAGAAUAUGAUCAUAGUGCAGCUGAUACAUGUGCGGAUUGUGACCGAUCGAAACUGACUCACCGACCUUUACGAGACCAUCACGAACCACUGAUUCACUAUGGACUAAUCGCAUCCGCAAACCAGGUGGUAAAAGAUGGCAGACGGCGAGACCAACUGGCACAGGACUUGGGGGUAUACUGUGUGGAGAUGGAAGCGGCGGGGCUGAUGAAUGACUUUCCAUGCGUGGUCAUUCGAGGCAUUUGUGACUAUACUGACUCACACAAGAAUAAGGAAUGGCAAGGAUUUGCAGCAGCAGUCGCGGCAGCCUAUGCUAAAGAGCUGCUUCUAGUGGUUCCAAUCAAUCAGGUCAAUGAUACACCCACAGCACAAGACACUCUCGCAAACUCUGAAAACUUUGUGGGGCGGCAAGCCGAGCUAGACCACCUAUGGCAGUAUCUACAACCAACACAUUCUCCAUCACGAAAAGUCGCGAUUCUUCAUGGACUUGGUGGCAUGGGGAAAACACAGUUAGCAGUCCGUCUCGCGCGAAAACACCAACACGAUUUCACUGCUGUCUUUUGGCUAAGUGGCAAAGACCGAGUCACGCUCUUACAAUCGUUGAGCUCUGUCUUACCUCGGAUACCGGGGAGACCCCUGACGAACGGGGCAGUCAAUAAUGAGGAGCUAGAAAAACGAGCUAGAGAAGUGUUGCAGUGGCUCGCAAAGGAUGGUAAUAAUCGCUGGCUAAUAAUUUUCGACAACAUUGAUCAGUAUUCUCCAACCGAUAGCGGCGUCGGGAAUGCAUACGACAUUGGAAAGUUCUUUCCCGCAGCAGAUCAAGGCUCUAUUCUCAUCACUUCUCGACUCCCCGGUCUCACUGAACUAGGAAAGUCCGUUCCAGUACAGAAACUUAGCUCUGCGGAAGCUACUCAACUUCUUUUAGAGAAGAGCGGCUUGUCGGAGAAGAACACCAUUAGGCAGUUUAAGAGCAGUCCAGAUACCCUUGCCCUUACUCGGCGUCUCGAUGGGCUGCCAUUAGCAAUUGUCAUCGCUGCGGCAUUUAUGCGUCAGACUGGUACUAGUAUCGCUCAGUACUUGACCUAUUACCAACAAUCAUGGUCUAAUCUACAGUUACAAUCAAGUCCUGAACGUCAGUAUCAGCAAGGCAACAUAUUACAAACAUGGGAGAUCUCGUAUAAUGAGAUUCGGAAUCGAGCCCCAAACGCAGCAAAGCUGCUACUCCUACUUGCGCAUUUUGAUAAUCGAGAUAUUUGGUAUGACUUGGUUCAGUCUGCUUCUAAUAGCUCCGAUGUACCAGACUGGCUCAAAAGUGCCAUAUCAGAUGAACUCGCGUUCAAACUUGGUAUAAGGCCCAUUUUAGAAUUUUCUCUUCUUGAGAGCAACCAACAAGACGGAAGCUAUACGAUGCAUCCUGUGGUACAGGACUGGUGCUACCACAUGACCGCUAUAGACACCAAUGUGAAUCCCAUCCAGCUGUCCGAGCUAGCAUUAAUAUGUAUUGGAUACUCAGUUCCGAGUAUGAUUGAUCACAACUAUGCAGAGCUUGAGCGACGACUUCUUCCACAUGCAGCUGCUUUGCAGAAUAAGCAAUUAUCUUCCGACAAUAUUGCUUUCUGGGGAGGAUUUCAUGGACUUGGCAAUCUCUACAGAAAACAAGUGAAGCUAAAAGAGGCAGAGGCGAUGUACCAGCGAGCACUAGCAGGCUAUGAGAAGGCCCUCGGGAAGCUGAAAGAGGCAGAGGCGAUGUACCAGCGAGCGCUAGCAGGCUAUGAGAAGGCCCUCGGUCCAGAUCAUACAUCCACUCUCGAUAUAGUUAACAACCUUAGCAAUCUCUACUCUAAUCAAGGGAGGCUGAAAGAGGCAGAAGUGAUGUACCAGCGAGCUCUAGCAGGCUAUGAGAAGGCCCUCGGUCUAGAUCAUACAUCCACUCUCAAUUCAGUCCACGGCCUUGGCAUUCUCUACUCUAAUCAAGGGAAGCUGAAAGAGGCAGAGGUGAUGUACCAGCGAGCACUAGCAGGCUAUGAGAAGGCCCUUGGUCCAGAUCAUACAUCCACUCUCAAUUCAGUCAAUAACCUUGGCAAUCUCUGCAGAGAUCAAGGGAAGCUGAAAGAGGCAGGGGUGAUGUACCAGCGAGCACUAGCAGGCUAUGAGAAGGCCCUCGGUCUAGAUCAUACAUCCACUCUUAAUUCAGUCCACUGCCUUGGCAUUCUCUACUCUGAUCAAGGGAAGCUGAAAGAGGCAGAGGCGAUGUACCAGCGAGCACUAGCAGGCUUUGAGAAGGCCCUCGGUCUAGAUCAUACAUCCACUCUCAAUUCAGUCAAUAACCUUGGCAAUCUCUGCAGAGAUCAAGGGAAGCUGAAAGAGGCAGGGGUGAUGUAUCAGCGAGCACUAGCAGGCUUUGAGAAGGCCCUCGGUCUAGAUCAUACAUCCACUCUUAAUUCAGUCCACUGCCUUGGCAUUCUCUACUCUGAUCAAGGGAAGCUGAAAGAGGCAGAGGUGAUGUACCAGCGAGCACUAGCAGGCUAUGAGAAGGCCCUCGGUCCAGAUCAUACAUCCACUCUCGAUAUAGUCAACAACCUUGGCCUUCUGUACUCUGAUCAAAAGAAGCUGAAAGAGGCAGAGGCGAUGUACCAAGCCGCGCCGUCGAACAGUCCUGUUCUUCUCGAUUUUCCUAUCGAUGUACUAUUCUCUCCAAUCCAUCCCAAACUCAUCUCUUGGGGAUCUAUUGCAUCUCCCCCGACAUAUCCACCAGGUCCAUAUCCUGCUGCCAUCGAUGAAGCGGCUCGACUAAUCCGCGCCGCAAAGCGUCCUGUGAUCAUCACAGGAACAGGCGCCAUCAACCUUCCAGCACGAGAGAGUCUCUUCAAGCUAGCGGAAACAUGCAAUAUCCCAGUCUUCAACAGCUCAAAAUACGCUAUUUUCCAUCCACAAUAUAUCAUGCUUUCAACCGGAAUGUUUCUCGGUGGCAAAAGCGGUGCAAUAAUCCCCAAAGACUGCACACUCAUUCAAGUCGACUGUGAUGGCGGCGAAAUUGGUCGCACAUUACCCGUCGCACUGGGAAUCGUUUCAGAUGUCGAAGCGUUUUCCAUGGCGAUGAACGCCAAGCUCGGAACUGCGUACCAAGGCUCUAUCGAUAAAGCAUGGGUUCAAUCGGCUCUGAACCUAUCUUCUACCGAAUCACCUUUUGAGAAAGAUCCUACGGAAACAGCGAGCCUUCUUCAUCCUUACCAUGCUCUGAAAUCCCUCUUCUCCGCUAUUGAGCCAGGAAGUAUCAUUGUGCUAGACGGUGGGGAAGCAGGAGCUUGGGCAGGUGACCUCGCACCGCGUUGCCAACCUAGUACUGUCAUCAGCUCAACAGGCUAUCUUGGGUUUCUCGGGAACGGCUUUGGAUAUACACUCGGCAGUGCUAUUGCAGCACCUGAUCGCAAAGUCGUUAAUAUCCAGGGUGACGGGUCUGCAGGGCUCCACAUGAUGGAGCUUGACACAUACAAGCGGUUCAACUUGAGCGUUAUGACUGUUGUGGUUAACAAUUCUGCUUGGGGUAUGAGUAUCAACGGACAGGAUUUGGUAUAUGGAAACAGUAACACGGCACGUCCGAUCAGCUCUCUGAAUCCUGAAACUAAGUACGAGGUUGUCGCAAAAGGUUUGCAGAACGCUGCCGCGAAAGUGACCCGGAUUUCCGAAAUUCCAAGCACUGUUGUCAAUCUCCAGGGACGGACGGGUCCAAGUUGCAUUGAGCUUGUUGUGGAUCGGAAACCGACCCAUCCUAUUACGACUAUGAUGGUCGGGCUGACUGAUAGCCCAGAUUCGGUUGUCGUGCCAUACUAUGAUAAUAUUCCACGGGCUUACUAUAAGUUAUAA